Messenger RNA from Triticum dicoccoides, 1611 nucleotides. RefSeq lists its product as uncharacterized. The coding region runs from base 117 to 1295 and encodes 392 amino acids. Lineage: Eukaryota; Viridiplantae; Streptophyta; Magnoliopsida; Poales; Poaceae. The record is from RefSeq and is a predicted model, not a curated record. Gene Ontology annotation, cellular component: plastoglobule; plasma membrane. The transcript is spliced from 8 exons.
CACCCCGUUGAAGGCCAGCAAACGCACGCCGUGCCCCACGCUUCAUCACACUUCACACCUCACGCGCGUACGCUUGUCUAGUUCGUCCCCCUCGCCGGCGACCCACCCAUCCAUUGAUGGCAGCGACGGCGGUCGUGGGCGCCGCUUCUCGCUCCCGUCUCCUCCUCCACCACCACCGACUCCCUCAGGUUCCAGCCGGUGGGGGAGGUUCGCUGAGGGUGGGCGCGCUCGGGGCCGGACGGGAUUGGAGACGACGGGUCCGGGUCGGGGUUAGGGUUUUCGCGCGCUACUCCUCCCAGCCACAAGACUUCUCUAGUCGACUCCAAGAUAGAGCUGGUGAAUUGCCGAAAUUAGUAGAGGAUCUUCUCCAGACGUCGAUUAGCACAGGGCCUCGAGGUGCCUUUAGGAUGGCGCAAGGGAUCCAAGCUCUCCUUGGGGUUGGUGGGGAGUGGCUAAAUGACUUCUCGAAGGUAGCUAUCAUCAAGGACAUAAAUGAAUCAAUGCUUGAGGAAGUUGAUUUUAGAAAGGAAGCUGUAAAUAUGGAGGCUUUCCAGAGAUACAUCGAAGCAAUGGGAUUUGAUAGGCAGGCCAAAUCUCCAUUUGUGUAUCAGCACUGUAGCACAAAGCGUGUCUUAACUAUGGAAAGAUUGUAUGGUGUUCCACUCACCGAUCUUGAUUCUAUAAGGUCUCUUGUUCCUGAUCCUGAGUUGACUUUAGUCACUGCCCUCAAUGUCUGGUUUGGAAGCUUGAUCUCAUGUGAAUCCUUCCAUGCGGAUGUGCAUGCAGGAAACCUAUGGUUGCUUCGUGAUGGACGUGUUGGAUUUAUCGAUUUUGGAAUUGUUGGUCGAAUAUCCCCAAGGACUUGGGCUGCUAUGGAGAUCUUUUUGGCUUCUUUCGCAACUGAGGAUUACAAUGCUAUGGCAUCGGCCCUUUCCGAAAUGGGUGCUACAGGGAAUGAUAUAGAUGUUGACUCCUUUGCAAAGGACUUGCAAAAUAUAUUCUCAUCGCUACAGGAGUUGGAUACUGAAAUUAUAGUGGCAGCUGCAAGAAGUUCUGAUGCUGCAGCUGUAUCUGCUAAUGUUGUUGUAGACGAGAGGCAGAUGAAUGCACUCUUUCUUGAUCUGGUAAGGGUUAGCGAGUCAUAUGGGCUGAAAUUUCCUAGGGAAUUCGCUCUUCUCAUGAAGCAACUUCUUUAUUUUGAUCGGUACACUAGACUGCUGGCUCCCAGCAUGAACAUGCUGCGAGAUGAGAGGAUUAACAUUACUUCCAACAAGCACACCAGAAGAAUGAAUUGAUUCUAUCUUCCAUCAUUUGAGGAAUUGGUGCAAGACAUGGACAAGUGAUAUUGUGAGUUGUGACAAGCUUAUGCAACCAUUCUAGAACUGUGUAUAAUUUAAUACGACCAGCAUAGAAGUGAAUCACGUGAGGGGAAACAUAACACUGGCUCCUGUUGUGGAACUUAGGCAUCUUGGAGCGGAAAUUGCUUUUGGAUCUCGGGCUACAUGUAGACUGGAAUUUGAAAAUUAUAAAAUCAUAAUUUUCAAGUUUUAAAAAGUUCUGAAUAUAUAUACACCUACAAUGGGAUGUAUACUACUGCUCAGUUCACUUGUA